AAUUAAUUGAAUGUGUCAGAUAGAUGACCCUGUUAGUGAUAAUUGUGAAUUUGUAUGGCUUGUGUGCAUCUUGGCCGUCCAUCCCACCAUCCAACCAUCCAUCCAUCUGUCUCUAUUGUCAAUGUGAAAAAAAAAAUAAAAAAUCGAAAUCGACUUCACAAAUUCUUCAUCAUUAGGAGCUAUUUUACACAUAAUUAAGAACCAAAAACGAAUCAUCCCAAAAAUAAUUAGCUGUCAUGUCAUGAAUUCUACAUCGCAAACUACUAGUCAAUCUUUGGCUAGGCGGAUUUGAAUUUUCCGACUCCUGCUGAUUAUGGGAAGGUGAUGAGGAACCUGGGUGAAUAUUUUUUGGCAAUAUUUGGAAUAAUUUUGAGUUAUAUCUGCUAUACCACUUAUUUCUCCUCAUUGUCAUGUUCACCCUACCUCUUCACACUUUAGAUGACAGUUAGUUAUCAGACGGACUAAAAUUAAUCUUUUUGAAUCGAGUAAUCGAAUUCUCCUCCUUGUAGAUUUUGGAAAUAAAUAUUUCAACUCAGACAUCAACAUCACAAAUGAAUAUCGGCUUUGUAAUUCACCUAGUAAUAUGCUCAUUAACACAAUUCAUCAUCUAUCCAUCAUUGACUGAAGAGGUCGCCAGAGGAGAUCCAUUGAGAAAAUACUCUACGCAUGAUACACAUCGUUUGACGAGACACCUAAGAAGUGGUCAGCUGUUGGUUACUCCUGGUAGGAGAUACCCGUAUCACAGGCUUGCUCGAAAUCAUUUGAAUCAAACAAAUCGGUUUAGUAAAUUCAAAUCAAUAUCUACUGAGCAUAGAUUAAAUUCACCCUACAACAAUCAUUCAACUCAUAAUAAUCACAAUAAUCAUGAAAGACUUCUUAAUGCGAUAGACUAUUUUAUUCCAGAAUCGGUAAUAUUUGAACCAGAAAAAGAUUUGGCACAACUGUAUCCUCGAAGUUAUUGGCUUGAUCCUUGUAAAGCAACUGCCUACUAUGGGGAUAUUGCGUUAGAUGAACAAGAAUCACAGGUGAUGACAUCGAAGGGCAUAACACUGUCAGAUGACCCAUCCCAGGUAUGGAAUUUAGAAGAACCUGAAGAGAUGAACAGCAAUUUACAAAACCACCCCAAGAGACACACACUGAAACCUCUAAAGGAUACAAAAGAAGCAUCUGGUAUACACGUUGCGACCAAUCCAAACAGUCGAAAACAAAACUUGAAUCAGCAAAAUAACACCAACUUACGUAAUAUUCAACUUAAAAAGUUCAAAGAUGUAAAUGAUGAGAGAAGAACUCGAAGAAAAAGAAGAAGACAGCGAAACAGGGAAGAACAACUCAGACGGCAAAAAUAUCGUCGACUUCUGGCGAAAACGGAAGCAUUUAUCCAACUAAAUCAAACAUAUUCAUCCCAAAAGCCUAACAAGUUAAAUCUAACUCCAGAACAAAUCAAUACUAGUAGAUCUUAUCAAGGCAGAAGACGUUCAAAAAGAGCUGCUACAGCGUAUGUCUCAAGAACAUGGCCCAAUGGCGUUAUACCCUAUAUUAUACAGGCGAAUUUUUCAAGUGAAACAAAGGCUACAAUAAUGAAAGCAAUGCGUCACUGGGAAAACUACACUUGUCUUAGUUUUGUUGAACGCCAACCACAACACAGAUCCUACAUAAUUUUCACAGAAAAGGCAUGUGGUUGCUGUUCAUAUGUAGGAAGACGUAGUGAAGAUGAACCUCAGGCUAUAUCGAUUGGUAAAAAUUGUGAUAAGAAAGGAAUUGUAAUCCAUGAACUUGGUCAUGUAAUUGGAUUUUGGCAUGAACACACUAGACCGGAUCGAGAUGAACAUGUAGAUAUUCUACUUGACAAUGUUGUUGAAGGACAAGAUUUCAACUUUAAAAAAAUGGAUCCAGGUGAAGUGAACUCCCUUGGUGAACCGUAUGACUACAGCUCUAUCAUGCAUUAUGCUAAAGGAACCUUUGCGAAAGCAAAUAAAGAUGAGACGAUCAGACCAAAAGCCUGUUGUCCUCGACCACCGAUUGGUCAAAGAAUUCAACUAAGUCCCGGUGAUAUUCGACAGACAAAUAAACUAUAUUCCUGUCCAGCCUGUGGUCGUACACUUCUAGAACCAGCUGGCAGUUUAUCCUCUCCACAAAUGGCAUGGAAAUUGGAGGAUCAAUUCCGUGGAAGUGCUAACGCCUCACUGUUUCCAGAUCCUAUAGGUAUGGAACAUUCAAUUCAAUUGGGUAAUGCUUUAUCCGUAGCCCAUCUUCUACCAGACGACAGUGAAAAUAUGUAUCAUCCGUAUAAACCUUUAACAAACGGUAACAUCAUUGACGGUAACGAAGAUCAUAGUCUCAUUGGUAUGGUCAAUGAUGGUCAUCCGUACAAUUCAUAUAAAGGAUCAUUCAGUGCUGAAGAAGUUUCAAUGAUUGCAAUGAGUCGAUCAUCAAAAUCAACUGUAUCCUCUGCAUUGGGAUUCACAUCAGCCAGUCCUAUACUAUGUCAAUGGAGAAUAAAUGCAGCUUCUGGGGAGAGAAUUCGUUUAAAUUUCACUCAUAUAGAUAUAUCUGGACCUAUUACACAAGAUUCAAUGCCCACGUCGACUAAUUUGAAGAGUCCGCAUAAAACGUAUGAAUUAAAUCAGAAAUCUGUUCAUCGUAUUUCAUGUAUUAAUGACUAUGUGGAGAUACGGGAUGGGUAUUACUUUGGUUCACCGUUAAUUGGUCGAUAUUGUGGUCAAACUUUGCCUCCACCGCUAAUUUCAACUGGAUCACGUCUUUGGUUAGAGUAUAGACGAUCAGCUGGAAGUAUGACGACAGGUUUUAUUGCUCAUUAUGAAGCUAUCUGUGGUGGAGAACUACACAUGGAAGAAGGUACCCUCACGAGUCCAAAUUAUCCAGAAUUUUAUCGACCAAGUAAAGAAUGUAUAUGGCAAAUUAUUGUACCAGUUGGUUAUUCAGUCGCUUUGAUAUUUCAUUCUUUUCAGCUUGAAAAACAUGAUACUUGUGUAUACGAUUACCUGGAAAUCCGUGAUGGGUUAAAGGAGACAUCUCCACUGUUGAAGAAAUUGUGUGGAUCUCAAUUGCCUACGCCAAUAAAGUCGACGAAUAAUGUGAUGUAUGUGAAAUUUGUAUCGGAUAGUUCUGUAGAGAAACAAGGAUUCACAGCCACUUUUCAGAAAGAAUUUGAUGAAUGCAAAACAAUGAAGCAUGGUUGUUCACAUACCUGUGUCAAUACACUCGGUGGUUAUCGAUGUCAAUGUGAAAUUGGUUAUGAACUCAAUGCAGAUGGAAAACAUUGUGAAGAUGCUUGUGGUGGUGUAAUAAACGAGUCGAAUGGUACAAUACAAACUCCAUCAUUUCCUGAUUUGUAUCCACCUCGGAAAAAUUGUAUAUGGAAAAUUUUAGCACCGCCUAAAACAACAAUAUUUCUAAACUUUACACAUUUUAAUUUGGAAGGCCGUAAUAGAGAAUGUAGAUACGAUUUUAUCAAUGUGUAUAGUGGUCCAACAGAUAAUCAAAAGAAAAUUGGUACAUUCUGUGGGGAUCAAAUCCCACUGCCGAUAACUUCGCAUACAAAUGAGUUGAGUAUUGAAUUUUAUUCUGACAAGUCAGUACAACGUACAGGAUUUCGUGCUGUAUUCUUCACUGAUCGUAAUGAAUGCGAUGAUAACAAUGGGGGGUGUCAACACUUGUGUACAAAUACAAUUGGUUCCUACUAUUGUGCAUGUCGACCUGGUUUCAAUCUCUAUGGGAGAUAUGAAUGCAAAGAAAAUGUUGAAACUGGCUGUCAGCAAGAUAUUUCCUCACCCGAUGGAGAGAUAAUCACACCCAACUGGCCAAAUGAAUAUCCUAUGAAACAGACAUGUCAUUGGAAGAUAACAGUUACACCUGGUCAUCGUGUAAAAAUUAUAUUUGCGGACUUCGAACUUGAACCGCAUCAACAGUGUAUAUACGAUCAAGUCAUUGCGUAUGAUGGACCGACAAACACUUCAGCUGUACUCGGUCAAUACUGUGGUAGUCAUAAACCUGGACCAAUUAUCUCAUCACAAAAUCAAUUACUGCUAACAUUCAAUUCAGAUUCAUCAGUACAACGUAAAGGAUUUAGAGCACAACAUACAACAAUUUGCGGUGGUCAUUUAACUGCUGACAAUGUGCCACAGACAAUCUAUUCACAUACAAAAUUCAGUGAUUUAGAUUAUGAAUCCAAUCAGCAAUGUUAUUGGACGAUUACACCAAAACUGGAGAAUCAUACAGUCCUGCUAAGGUUUCUCUACUUUGAAGUUGAAGAGGAAACGCUAUGCACAUACGACUAUCUGAGAAUUUUUGAUGGAGCCGAUACGAAAGGAAAGCUUCUAGGUGGAUUUUGUGGGCGUACACUCCCGAAUACAUUUCUAUCGAAUUCUGGCCAGUUGUAUCUUCAAUUUGUUAGUGAUGAUACAGUGGGGAGUAAAGGAUUCCAAGCUCAAUACCAAAUGAUUCCAUAUGGAUACAAACUGCCUAAACAUGAAAUCGAUUCUCAAGCAUUAAUCAAUCAAGUCGCCACAUCAACAUCAUCUUCAAGCGUUUAUUAUGGUAAAAAUGAAAUGCUUCAACAAUAUCAACCAUUCCACGGGAAUCGUUAUCUCUUUCCACCUGCAUGGGGUACCGGAAGAAUUCGUUAUUUUGGCGAUACACGUCAUUCAGAUAUGACAGGGAAUUAUCAAUCGACACGUCCAUUUCAGCAUCAUAAACAAGCCUAUCAACAACACCAACAGCAACAACAACAGCAACAAUCAGCUAUACGACAAACGUAUCCUACAGUAUAUCCACGGAAUAACUUUUAUCCAAGACACAAUGAAAGAUUCCCCAUUAACAGAGAAGAGAAUUCACAAUUACCUUGGCGAUUUGCAUAUAGCUAUCCACAACAGUUUAAGAGUUCAGCAAUGCCUAUGCUUAACAAGAACCGUUUUGCUCCACGUCCACCCUAUAUCACUUAUAAUCUGCAUUCACCAAAUUCAGUUGUUUUAAAGACUAGGUUAUCCUCACCGCCUUCUCCGGCAACAACAACAACAACGACAACGACACCAACAGUGCAUACAUCCAGUCUCCUGUCACAAGGUUCAAUGAAUUCACAAAAAUCACGAACAGGUAGUACAUGGCAUGUACGACCAGGUCGGGUUGUUUAUCAACCACAAUUAAGCAUUAUCAAUAGAAUAAUUCAACCAACGAAAACAUCAUCAACACAUAGAAAUCAACGAAAUGUAAUCGAACAAGCCGGUAAGAAUUCAAUGCGUUUUCGUGUCAUGACUGAAAGAAUUCAUCAAAAUACACCGCAGUAUUCUGGUGGAAGUCAAUGGAGGCAACAGAAAACCCGAUCAUUGAAUUCGAUCACAUUGUAAUCAUAAAUUUUAAAAAAAAAGUAGUCUAAUCAAAAGUUUGUGAACGUACAUUUAGGAUUUUUGUGUGUUUUAAUAAGGCGGUUGUUCAAUUGUCUGUCAACAGGUGGAAUAGAAAGAAGAAACAAAAUGGUGAUAUUUGACAACUUGACUAUUUACUGAAUAUAAAGACUUUUAUUUUUUUGUGUUGUUGUUAUUGUUGUUGUUGUUGGUGGUGGUGGUGGUGUUGGUGUUGUUCUCUGACUUCUUCGCCUUCUUGUGUAUUAUAAUCGCAAAAUGAAACAUUCUCUCUAUUUAUUGUUAAUGAUAAUUUAUAUAAAUUAGGCAAUGUUUAACUGUUUUGCAUUUCAAAGUGUACUCCAUUCUACUAUUAUUAUGAUUACUAUGAUUAUUUCAAUUCCUCGCUUCGUGUUUCCACUUUGCUGGGCAUUCUCGUGACCUAAAAGACGACAAGGUGUAACACUCAAUAACCACUGAUCGGAUGUAACACUGCUGUUAUUAUUGUUGCUAUUAUUAUUAUGAUGAUGAUUACUACGUAAAAAUUUAAUAAUCUGUCGUAAAACACUUUGAAUUUGUAUCACUGAAUUGUUAACACACAACCUAACUGAGUGACUGCUACAAUUAAUGUUUCUAUUUCAAUUGAGUUUUGAUGUUUCUGU
Trichobilharzia szidati is the source of this 6019-nucleotide messenger RNA. The record is from the annotation of a GenBank genome assembly. NCBI's taxonomy places the organism in Eukaryota, Metazoa, Platyhelminthes, Trematoda, Strigeidida, Schistosomatidae.